UUGCAUCCAGAAAUCUUUAGAUGAUAUCGCACAAAAUUCAGCCAUUCGAAAUGACGUUCCUUCACAACAAACAGGCUCAAAACAAAAGAAUUCUGAUACUGGAAAUACGUUGUCUAGCAAUGAAAGCAUGUCUGUUGUCGAUGAAUUGAAAGGUGAUUGCAUCCAGAAAUCUUUAGACGAUAUCGCACAAAAUUCAGCCAUUCGAAAUGACGUUCCUUCACAACAAACAGGCUCAAAACAAAAGAAUUCUGAUACUGGAAAUACGUUGUCUAGCAAUGAAAGCAUGUCUGUUGUCGAUGAAUUGAAAGGUGAUUGCAUCCAGAAAUCUUUAGACGAUAUCGCACAAAAUUCAGCCAUUCGAAAUGACGUUCCUUCACAACAAACAGGCUCAAAACAAAAGAAUUCUGAUACUGGAAAUACGUUUAGUGAUCCCCGAUUUUUGAAAUUAAUCGUUCAUCAGCUAAUCGAAUAGUUUUCAGCAGUUCGUUAUUCGAUACGAUUAAUCGACCCAAAUAAUCGAUUAAUCGAUUAAUCGCAAUACUGAGAGAAAUAAUCCGUCAGACUAAUAUUUCUCAUUUGCUAGAAAGCCAUAUGGAAUCAAAAAUAUGUUAAUUCCACCUGAAAAUCAAUUAUUAUCGUUUACGCUCCCCUAAAGUCGUAAAGAAUGCUCAAUUCGCGUUGACGGCAUUGAGCUUCGUUUAUGAACUUAAGGGAGCGUCAAAGAUAAUGAUUGAUUUUCAGUAUAAAACUGCAACGGCCGUACGUUUUUUUCUCUCAACGUUUAGAUCGAUUAAUCGACGUAAAUUAUUCGUUCGCUUCGAUUAUUGGUUGUGCAGUAUUCGUUCGAUUAAUAAUCGAUUUCUGUAGGAAGUAUUCGAUUAAUCGAUUAAUCGAACGAUUAUCGGGGAUCACUAAAUACGUUGUCUAGCAAUGAAAGCAUGUCUGUUGUCGAUGAAUUGAAAGGUGAUUGCAUCCAGAAAUCUUUAGAUGAUAUCGCACAAAAUUCAGCCAUUCGAAAUGACGUUCCUUCACAACAAACAGGCUCAAAACAAAAGAAUUCUGAUACUGGAAAUACGUUGUCUAGCAAUGAAAGCAUGUCUGUUGUCGAUGAAUUGAAAGGUGAUUGCAUCCAGAAAUCUUUAGACGAUAUCGCACAAAAUUCAGCCAUUCGAAAUGACGUUCCUUCACAACAAACAGGCUCAAAACAAAAGAAUUCUGAUACUGGAAAUACGUUGUCUAGCAAUGAAAGCAUGUCUGUUGUCGAUGAAUUGAAAGGUGAUUGCAUCCAGAAAUCUUUAGACGAUAUCGCACAAAAUUCAGCCAUUCGAAAUGACGUUCCUUCACAACAAACAGGCUCAAAACAAAAGAAUUCUGAUACUGGAAAUACGUUUAGUGAUCCCCGAUUUUUGAAAUUAAUCGUUCAUCAGCUAAUCGAAUAGUUUUCAGCAGUUCGUUAUUCGAUACGAUUAAUCGACCCAAAUAAUCGAUUAAUCGAUUAAUCGCAAUACUGAGAGAAAUAAUCCGUCAGACUAAUAUUUCUCAUUUGCUAGAAAGCCAUAUGGAAUCAAAAAUAUGUUAAUUCCACCUGAAAAUCAAUUAUUAUCGUUUACGCUCCCCUAAAGUCGUAAAGAAUGCUCAAUUCGCGUUGACGGCAUUGAGCUUCGUUUAUGAACUUAAGGGAGCGUCAAAGAUAAUGAUUGAUUUUCAGUAUAAAACUGCAACGGCCGUACGUUUUUUUCUCUCAACGUUUAGAUCGAUUAAUCGACGUAAAUUAUUCGUUCGCUUCGAUUAUUGGUUGUGCAGUAUUCGUUCGAUUAAUAAUCGAUUUCUGUAGGAAGUAUUCGAUUAAUCGAUUAAUCGAACGAUUAUCGGGGAUCACUAAAUACGUUGUCUAGCAAUGAAAGCAUGUCUGUUGUCGAUGAAUUGAAAGGUGAUUGCAUCCAGAAAUCUUUAGACGAUAUCUCACAAAAUUCAGCCAUUCGAAAUGACGUUCCUUCACAACAAACAGGCUUAAAACAAAAGAAUUCUGAUACUGGAAAUACGUUGUCUAGCAAUGAAAGCACGUCUGUUGUCGAUGAAUUGAAAGGUA
Toxorhynchites rutilus septentrionalis is the source of this 2089-nucleotide messenger RNA. RefSeq lists its product as uncharacterized. Lineage: Eukaryota; Metazoa; Arthropoda; Insecta; Diptera; Culicidae. The coding region runs from base 939 to 1439 and encodes 166 amino acids. The record is from RefSeq and is a predicted model, not a curated record. The transcript has 7 exons.